Salvia hispanica is the source of this 751-nucleotide messenger RNA. RefSeq lists its product as uncharacterized. Lineage: Eukaryota; Viridiplantae; Streptophyta; Magnoliopsida; Lamiales; Lamiaceae. The record is from RefSeq and is a predicted model, not a curated record.
UUUCUUACAACAACAUCCUUUUGCAAAUACAUAUCUCUCUUUCUUACAUCCUCCUACAGUAGUAGUGAAAAAUGGGAAUGGGAUUGUCGAUGGACGGCGAGAGCAGCUGCACCCACAAAGUGUUCCUGCUCACCAACUACAUCCUCCUUGGCGCCGCCUCGAGCUGCAUCUUCCUGACCCUCUCCCUCCGCCUGAUCCCGUCCCUGGUGGGCGCCCUCCUCAUCCUCCUCCACAUCGUGACGAUCGGGGGGGCGGUGUCCGGGUGCGCGGCAGCCACCCGGCGCGUGGGCGGAGGGAAGUUCUACGGGGCCCACAUGGUGGCCACCGUCCUGACGGCCAUCUUCCAGGGCUCCAUCGCCGUCCUCAUCUUCACCCGCCCCGAGGACUUCCUCGCCCGCCUCGACUCCUACGUCCGCCAGGACGACGGGGUGCUCAUCCUCAAGCUUGCUGGUGGCCUCUGCGCCCUCGUCUUCUGCCUCGAGUGGGCCGUCCUCACCCUCGCCUUCUUCCUCAACUACUACGCCCACCUCGACAAGGAUGGAAAUGGAACGAGGAGCGGAAAGGUACGGGACGAGAACGAGUUGAAGACCUUGCCUUGGCCUGUUGAGGUGUAAGAGAGGGAAAUUAAGUUUGGGAGAUUUGUUUUGUUGAAUUCAUUUUGUACAUCAAGAAGGUGAUGGAAUGCUCUAUUCCACCAUCAUUUGUAUUCUUUUACUAUUACAUUUGAAAAAAAUGAGAAUUGUUAUCUUUA